Nematocida ausubeli is the source of this 1761-nucleotide messenger RNA. RefSeq lists its product as uncharacterized. The transcript has a single exon. NCBI's taxonomy places the organism in Eukaryota, Fungi, Microsporidia. The coding region runs from base 1 to 1761 and encodes 586 amino acids. The record is from RefSeq and is a predicted model, not a curated record.
AUGGUAGAAGAAAAAGAAAGCGCCUUGUUCCUAGAAACAAUGGGUCUUUCCCUGGAGAGUGCAUGCGAAGAGGGAAUUGGCUUCCUGGAAAGAUCAAAAGGAACAUAUGAAUCGAUGAAGAUCCUCAAGAAAGACAUUGAAGCAUACGAGAAGAAGAAAAAAGCACUUGAGCAGCAGAUAGAAAAACUCAGAACAGCAUUCAUGGAGUAUGUGCACUCCAUAGAGACAAUUGAAAAGUCAGAUAUAUAUGUAAGGGCAGUGCCCACAAAGAAGCUUAACCACAGCAGAAUACUAAAAUACAGCCACAUAUUCAUGCCCCCUUCAAUUCCAGAAUCAAUCUCACUUGACUCCACAAUUGGGAAUAUGAUCAAGAAGGCAUGUGCAGACUAUAAACAGGCAAGAUUAAGAUAUGAUGCACUGCAGGCAUUCAUGAAGACAGAACUACCAGGACAAGGACAGAAUGAGUUGGAGAGAAAGUUUCAGAUAUACGAAAAACAAGUGAACUUUACACAGUAUAAGCUAAGCUUUUCUAUUCAAACAAACAAGCUAACACUUUCCCUGUUGAAGUCAAUUUUCAAAGAAGUUGAGUCAAUGGAAAAAGUGUCAACAGACCAUGCGCAUAUUUGCUUGUGGAUGCAAACCAUAAAGGACCAUCAGUGCACAUCAGUGGAGAAUGCAAUAUCCACAGGAAUUACAAAGGAGGUUGCGACUUUAUCCAACUUAGCAUCAGAAGAACUUGAGAGGCACAGGAGAAAAAUAACAAAUGAGUACAGACCGGGCCUUGAGGAAACUGCAAUGGCAGCAGAGGAGGUGUGUAUAAAAAGAAAGCUUAUCCCAAAUAGGAUAGGGUUUGUGAUUCAGAGUGAAAAGGAGAAGAAGCCAUGGCGCAGUUUUUUUGCAAGUUUCCGGGCUGGGUGCAAUUCACUGCGAGGUAGUUUUCAGGUCUAUGUUAACACAAUUAUUGUGUGUGAGAUGGUAUUUGGUUGGAAGUAUGUAAUUAACAAGCACGAGAUACUCCACUUCCAGGCAGAAAAUUCAGUAGUAACCAUAAAAACACACGAUCUGUGCUUGUCCAUUUUCUGCACGCAUGAAGACACGGCAGUUCUGUGCAAAUGGUACACACAAGCAAACCACACAAGCAGAAGGAUGAUGCUCAUGGGAGAGACCUCUUUGUCGAUAGAAAGCAUUCUAGGCAGAUACUUCGCAGACAACACCUCUAAGGAGGAAGACAUAUUCUUAAACAACGGGUGCAUUCUCCUGGAGAGUGAAAUAAAAGAGGGGAAAAUAGGGAAAAGAGCAUUUUUAAAGCAAAUAACAACUAGACGCAUAGCAAUCAUAUCCAUGCUGUACACAGAGCUAUAUACAAUGGAUGGAGAAUCUUCAACCCCGUCAAUAAUUAUUCAGUCAGAUCUAAAAAUAUUCAAGUGGCUGCCAAGUAUUGAGUGCAUCUCAAAGAUAUACCUAAGACAAAGAGAAGAAAAUAAUACAACAGAAAUAUACUAUUGCUUUGAAAAGAGUCUUAGCCUGGAAAUAUUCCAGCCACUCUUCAUAUACAUCAUGCACAUGGUAAUUAAGGCAGUGCAUAUAUCCAGUAUAUGCAAAGAAAAAAAGACAGACCCAGAAAGGCCACAGUAUAUAUUCAGAACAAUCAAGGUAAGUGUGCUUGUAGGCUGCAUAUCUGCAGUAGUAGUGUCUGCAGUGGCAGUGCAUGGAGUUAAGACAGUGCUAUCAUUAUGGCAGUGGAUGCGAGGUAUGCGUUAA